This is a messenger RNA of Oreochromis niloticus (Nile tilapia), 6252 nucleotides long. RefSeq names its product glutamate receptor 1. NCBI's taxonomy places the organism in Eukaryota, Metazoa, Chordata, Actinopteri, Cichliformes, Cichlidae. The record is from RefSeq and is a predicted model, not a curated record. The transcript has 18 exons. Bases 435 to 3281 code for a protein of 948 amino acids. Gene Ontology annotation, molecular function: ligand-gated monoatomic ion channel activity. Gene Ontology annotation, cellular component: membrane.
AAGACGACCAGCCACGAUCGCCCACAGAAGGAGGCGAUCCUUCACUAACAUAGAUCUGAUCUUCCGAACUCCUUUUUUUACGUGGCCAAAUGUGUUUCACAGUAAUAUCAUGCACUGAUUUUACUGUAACUACCCCUGACUGAUGUGCACAGCUCCUCAGAGACAGAGAGGGGUGAGAGAGGGUGAGAGAGUGGAGGGGGUGAGAGAGGUACACGAACGGUGAACAAACAUUGAGAGUCAGAGUCUCCGCGGCAGCACAGCUCUGCGCUCUGAGUGUGGAUGUUAGAAAAGAGGGAAGGACUCCGAGAGAGAGAGACAGAGAGAGAGAGAGGAGCGCUGCCGGUGGACGUGAGUGUGCUCCCGGGCUUCGGAGCGUCUCUCCGGUCAGCUGUGAAUGGGAUUACGGCGGCUCCUCCGGGACUGCAGGAGGAACCAUGCGGCCGCAGAGCUGCCCGCUGCCCUCGGCCCUGCUCCCGCUGCUGCUCGGGCUCUGCAGCGGCACAAGUUUCCCAACUAACAUCAACAUAGGAGGCCUUUUCCCCGGUGACUCCCAUGAGUAUGAGGUGUUUCGUUUCGCCCUGGCACAAAACCAGGACAUCCCCAAGCUGGUGCCACAGGUGGACAUGGUGGACACGAGCAGCAGCUUCGCCAUGACCUACGCCUUCUGCUCACAGUUCUCUAAGGGCGUGUACGCCAUCAUGGGUCUGUAUGACCGGCGGACGGUCAACAUGCUGAUGUCCUUCUGUGGCUCUCUGCACGUCUGCUUCGUCACGCCGUCCUUCCCCGUGCAGACCAACAACCAGUUCGUCCUGCAGCUGCGGCCCCAGCUGCAGGAGCCUCUCAUGGCCCUGCUGGAGCACUUCUACUGGACCAGGUUCGUCUACAUGUACAGCUCCGACUCAGGUUUGGCAGUGUUGCAGAGGAUCCUGGACACGGCGGCAGAACGAAGUUGGCAGGUCACCUCGGUUAACCUGGAUAGUCUCACAGAGCCGGCCUUCAUCAAGCUGCUGGCUGACCUCGACUACAAGAAGGACUUCCAGAUCAUCAUCGACUGCGAGCUGAAACGCCUCAACUACAUCCUCAACCUGAUUGCUGCUCAGAAGAGGAACUUGAAGAACUACCACUACAUCCUGGCCAAUCUGGGCUUCUUGGACCUGAACGUCACAGAAUUUCAGAAGCUUGGACCGAACGUGACCGGCUUCCAGCUGGUGAAUCGGUCAGAUCCAGCUGUGCAGAAAAUCAAUCAGAACUGGCUGGACUUUGACAACAAAGACCUCAAAGUGGCUCGCAGGAGGCUCAAGUACACAGGAGCUCUGACCUAUGAUGGUGUCAGCGUCAUGGCAACGGCAUUCCAGAAUCUGCGGAGGCAACGGAUCGACAUCUCUCGCCGGGGCAACGCAGGGGAGUGCCUGGCCAACCCGCCCGCUCCGUGGGGACAGGGCAUCGAUAUCCAGAGAGCCCUGCAGCAGGUUCGUCUGGAGGGGCUGACGGGUCACGUCCAGUUCGAUGAGCGUGGACAUCGAACCAACUACACUCUGACUGUGAUGGAGCUCAGCCACAUUGGACCCCGGAAGAUCGGCUUCUGGAAUGAGAAGCGAGGCUAUGUGAACACUGCCAUCUACAGGCCGAUGCAGGAGGAGUUUUACAAUGUGCAGAACAAAACCUACAUCGUCACUACCAUCCUGGAAGCUCCCUACAUGAUGCUAAAGAAGAACCACGAGCAGUUUUUGGGAAACGAUAAAUAUGAAGGUUACUGUGCUGAGCUCGCCGCGGAGAUCGCCAAACACGUCGGGUUCACGUACCGCCUUGAGCUGGUAGGCGACGGCAAAUACGGCGCCAGAGACCCCGAAACAAAGAUGUGGAAUGGCAUGGUGGGAGAGCUGGUGUAUGGGAAGGCGGACAUGGCGGUGGCCCCGCUGACCAUCACUCUGGUGCGAGAGCAGGUGAUCGACUUCACAAAACCCUUCAUGUCUCUGGGAAUCUCCAUCAUGAUCAAGAAACCUACCAAGUCCAAACCGGGCGUCUUCUCUUUCCUCGACCCGCUGGCCUACGAGAUCUGGAUGUGCAUCGUCUUUGCCUACAUCGGGGUCAGCGUGGUGCUCUUCCUGGUGAGUCGGUUCAGUCCUUACGAAUGGAACGGUGAGGAGUCUGAUGAUGAAGAUGAAACUGCUCCCUCUUCUUCUCGAAGAGCUCAGGCCUCUUCAUCCGCAGAACAUACCCACUCUCCAGGGUUCUCCCAGGCUCAGGGGCAGAACCAGAACCAGCAGAAGGAAAAGGAGACCCCAGAAUACACCAAUGACUUUGGCAUCUUUAAUUCUCUGUGGUUCUCACUCGGGGCGUUUAUGCAGCAGGGCUGUGACAUCUCUCCCAGGUCUCUCUCAGGUCGAAUUGUCGGAGGAGUUUGGUGGUUUUUCACCCUCAUCAUCAUCUCCUCCUACACAGCCAACCUGGCAGCCUUCCUCACCGUAGAGAGGAUGGUGUCCCCCAUAGAGAGUGCAGAGGACCUGGCCAAGCAAACAGAGAUUGCCUAUGGUACCUUGGACGGAGGGUCCACUAAAGAAUUCUUCAGGCGGUCAAAGAUUGCAGUGUUCGAGAAGAUGUGGUCGUACAUGCGGAGUGCAGACCCAUCCGUCUUCGUCAAGAGCACUAGUGAAGGCGUGAUACGGGUCAGAAAGUCAAAAGGGAAAUAUGCCUACCUGCUGGAGUCCUCCAUGAAUGAGUACAUUGAGCAGAGGAAGCCCUGCGACACCAUGAAAGUAGGAGGCAACCUGGACUCUAAAGGCUAUGGAGUGGCCACGCCUAAAGGAUCCCCCCUCAGAAUCCCAGUAAACCUAGCAGUACUGAAGCUCAAUGAACAAGCCGUCUUAGACAAGUUGAAAAACAAGUGGUGGUAUGACAAGGGGGAGUGUGGACACAAGGACUCCGGCAGAAAGGACAAAACUAGCGCACUCAGUCUGAGCAAUGUAGCUGGAGUUUUCUACAUCCUGAUUGGUGGGCUGGGCCUGGCCAUGCUGGUGGCUCUGGUCGAGUUCUGCUACAAGUCUCGGAUUGAGUCAAGAAGGAUGAAGGAGCUUAUUGAUGCCGCCAUGAUGAGCACCAGCCUUGGCGGGAUAGCGGUGGCAGGAGGAGGAGCGGUUGCUGGUGGUUUAGGAGUUGGACCGUCGGGACUUGGAGGGGAGAAUGGCCGCGUGGUGGCCCACGAUUUCCCAAAAGCCGGAGCUCAGGGUUUACCCUGCAUGAGCAAAGCAGCCGGCCUGGGACUGUCCUCCACAGGCAUGUGAUCCUAGCCAAGACUUGUUAUUGGACAAGACGCUUCUAUCCAUUUACCUGUUUGUCAGUCUGUUGGUGAGGAGAGAAAUAGAAGGUACAAGGUAAAGAGAAAAAGGGAAGCAUAAAAGAAUAAUAAGGAUGAAAUGUCGGGCGGCAAGGGAAGUGAAGAAAGGGGAGGAAGAACUAUAAAAAUGGAUGAAUGGGAAAAGUGUUGAAUUCAGAAGAGAAAAGAAAAAGAUUAGGAGGGAUUUGGCAGGCAGAAGAAGUGUUCAUGUUCACCGUGAAUAACUGAAUACUGCAGAACUCUGAACAGAGAGCACCUGAACAAAACACCUGAAAGAAAUCAAGACAAGCAGCAGGGCUUAACAAACUUUAACAAAAUGAACUGGAAUUACUUUUUUAUGAGCACUGUCUUAAACUGAAGCAGCAGAGGGGGUUGACCAGUGUUUUGGUUGGGGGGAUACCUUUUUUAAACCUCUUCUUGCCCUUCACUCCAGUCCCCUCCUUUUCCUUUGUGCUUCGUCACAUUCACACAGAACACCAUGUCCAGAUCAGAGAGGGCUGAGAAGUUUGAGCAUGAAGACCUUUUUCAGGAACUUGUGCUGAAGAAACAGCUGACAACGCUCUGAUCUGUGAUCUGCCCCCAGAGUUAUAUUCAUAUUAAUGCAGUUUAGGAAUACAGACCGAUGUGUCAUAUGCUUUGAAAUUGUGAGCGUGGUUAUGUGGAGAUAGGUUUACUGGUUAUGUUUAAGUGUCCUGCUUUUGAGUUUGUAUUUAUAAACCAUGCAUCCUGAUUCCUGAAUCCAGAGCGUCUUCAAUAUGAAGCAGAUUUAAUCAGUUAGCAAAUUAUUUCAAGUUUAUUAAAGAGUUUUUUUCUGCUAUGAAGGUGACACGAACAAACUUCAUCAUACAUAACUUCUUCAAUUUUCCACUUUGCUCUGAGAAUUUCACUUUGUCUUCGCUGCUACCAGUGAAGGAAGUCCUGAUUUCAAGUUACAGCAGCACUAAAGGUGCGCCGCAAUGUCACAGGAAUUUACUUGCAUUCAUUUAGGGUUCCAGAAAAUGUAUAAAGACGUAACUCUGGGUAGUGGACAGUAGGCAGUAGAAAUAAGCUUUUUAUGAAGGGUAGCUGGCCUCAACCUUAGCGACAAGGUGAGGAGCUCCACAUCAAAAGGAGGCAGUUGAGUUUUUUCAACAUCUGACAAGGAUGCAAGUAUGGCAAGUUUCUAACAUGUUCUGUUUGCUGCCUAAAAAUGUCCACAAUCAUUACCCUGAACUUCCAAACCUCCUUACUGUCAAAAACCCCACCUGCAGCAAAUUGGUCAACGGUGGAAUUUAAGAUGAUCAGUUACUAAAAUGUCAGAUAUCACCAGCUUGAACAAUAUGCAGUAACCAGGAUGCUCGUAUUAUCAUAUUUUCCAUAUCAUUAAUAGCAGGACACUACAUAUCCAUGUAAGCACACUCACUGAAAAUAUGUUUUGUGGUAAAUGUAUACUAAACUUUGCUUGAUGUGACACACAUAAAAAUUUUAAGUGAGUGUUUUUUCCAAUAUUUUACCUUUGGUUUAAAACAUUUUCCUACCUUUCCAGUCUUUUAAUAUACUCAAAUAUAAAUUUACCCUCUUAACAUCCAACAAGUCACCAGUAAUCCAUUUUGAGUUCGGGUCUACCCCUUUAUACAGAAUUUUCACCAAAUGGUUACUAAUAUAAAUGGAACUAAGAUAACAGAAGAACUGAAAGGCCAACGUGCUUUUAACACAGUUAAUUUGAAAGGUAACAACUAUCCACAUUUAGCAUGUGGCUAAAGUGCAGCCAUAUAUUCCAAGGGCUUCACUGGUGACCUGGAGGAUGUCAAGGGGUUAAAUCAAGUGCCAGUAAUAUAUGCUACAGGAAAAAACAACAUCUAAGAUCCAAAAAUAUGAUGUCAUAAGUCAAGAUAUGACCUAGAAUUGUCUCAGACAGUAACUCCACUACGCAGACUUUAACAUGUGUCCCUAACCAGCACACACCAUGAACCAUCUGAUCAGCUGUGGAAGAUCUUUUUUUUAUGGUGAACCAGAAUUCCCACUUUCUGGAUAAAACGUUCUGUUAUAGAUAGAAGCCAUCGAAAGAAUAGAUGUAGCUCAUUUUUUACAGGUUAGGAAUGCAGUAAAAUACUUUUCUGUGAGUAUUAGAGUCGCUAUUUUGAUUUCACUCAAACACGCAGCAGAGAGUUUGUAGCAGUAGCCUCCUGACAGCACCACCUUCAGUCAACACAACCAGCUGCUUCUCCUGCACACAUGGAGGUUUCUGCUGGGCUUUAGCUACACUCCUACGUCUGGUGUAGUUAUCAUGUGGAAACAGGCACCAUCAAAGGGACCAAUCAGAACAAAAUUUCUAACUAGUGGAAAUGAACAACAUCACUUGUAUCCACUGGACUAUUGGACACACAAACUACAAGUCCUUCAGCUCUCCAAAUUAAAUACAAGAGAAACAAGACUGUGACCAGCAUGCUGUCAAUUAUAAUACUGGAUCUUACAGCUACUUUAAGUAUCCACUAAACUCUGCCAUAAAUGUCAGUAAUUUCAUAUAAUCACAUAAUUUCAGGACUUGAUGUUGAUCGGUGUUAGGGUCAUGUGAAAGGUGUUCAGUGUGUUCUGUGUUAUAAAGAAGCUGAGUUUUCCUUCAGUUUGCUGAACAUUUCUCUCUGAUCAGAAAUCCUGAGAAAGAGGAAACUUGUGACAACUCUGUUUGAUUUGGAGGUUGUUUCCUCACAUUUCUCCUGGAUUUCCUUAGUGUUUUCUGGACUGCAUGAGCAAUCAAGCAGCACCGCAGUGAAAUGUUUUAUACUCUGAAACUGAAAAAUCAGGUGUUCACAGUUGUAUAUGAAUGAUACCAUGCCGAGCUUCACCUGUUUGUCUGCAUAAUCUUUUUCAUUUAUUUUGGAAUUUAUAAUCUUUUCAUUUUUGUCACUUAUCCUAUUUAAUAAAAACUUACAUUAUAA